This is a messenger RNA of Eucalyptus grandis, 951 nucleotides long. RefSeq names its product plant cysteine oxidase 1. The transcript is spliced from 5 exons. Lineage: Eukaryota; Viridiplantae; Streptophyta; Magnoliopsida; Myrtales; Myrtaceae. Gene Ontology annotation, molecular function: oxidoreductase activity, acting on single donors with incorporation of molecular oxygen, incorporation of two atoms of oxygen. The coding region runs from base 88 to 813 and encodes 241 amino acids. The record is from RefSeq and is a predicted model, not a curated record.
CCUGGAAGUCUAUCCGUCUAUUAAAGGUCGCAAGCCACCGCCCGAAAAUGGUAGUGAUGACAGCACAAUAAUAAUUCCAGACAGGAAAUGGCGAUGGAGGAUAGAACCAGGACCAAAGUUCAGAUGCUCUACGAUGCCUGUAACGAGGUGUUUUCUUCUCAUAAAGAACGGCUUCCCACCUUUCAACAGAUCCACUGGCUCAAAACUCUCAUGGCAUCAAUGGAAGCAGUGGACGUCGGGAUCGACAAGUUCGGCCCAGGAUCUCCCCCGUCGAGCCCCGAUUGGCCAAAAGAACAGAUGAGCUCGCUGGAGGUGUCGAAGAUAACGUACAUACACGUGCAUGAGUGCGAUGAUUUCUCCAUCGGCGUGUUUUGCUUCCCCGCCGGAGCGACGUUCCCGCUGCACGACCACCCGGGGAUGACGGUCCUGAGCAAACUGCUCUACGGAUCGAUGUAUGUGAAGGCCUACGACUGGGUUAAAGUAGAUGAAUCAAAUGCGAGAACGAUUGGAUUAGCGGGGACGGUGAAGGACGGAGUGAUGAGGUCGCCGUGCGAGACGUCGGUUCUCUUCCCAAGAAGCGGCGGCAACAUCCAUUGCUUCACCGCCUUGACGCCUUGCGCGAUCCUGGACGUGUUGUCCCCUCCUUACUCUGAAGAGCUCGGAAGGCCUUCCACUUACUUCCUCGAGUUCCCCAUCCCUUCUCUUCCAGGUUAUGUGGUGCUCGAGGAAAGGGACUUGCCAGAAGAUUUAGAAGUUGCCGGAGCGCCGUACCUUGGACCUCCGGUCGUCACGGUGGAGGACGAUCUUUGUUGACUGGAUCAGCACAUGUACAUCACCAUCCUAAUGCAAAUAUGGUGUGCCUUUCCGUGUGGACAUGUAAAUACAUAGGGAACGAGAAGUUAUAUAUACUGCGGGUGCGAGAUCCCUGCAGGCUGUCGAGUUCACUUUGCU